Molecule: messenger RNA, 4695 nt
Organism: Galendromus occidentalis (western predatory mite)
Lineage: Eukaryota; Metazoa; Arthropoda; Arachnida; Mesostigmata; Phytoseiidae
Gene: Camta
Product: Calmodulin-binding transcription activator
Exons: 21
Coding region: 1-4695 (1564 amino acids)
Biological process (GO): regulation of transcription by RNA polymerase II
Cellular component (GO): nucleus
Molecular function (GO): protein binding; transcription coregulator activity; double-stranded DNA binding
Source: RefSeq, a predicted model, not a curated record
AUGCCUGAUGGGAUCGAAGAGAGCUGGUUCGUGCCUUCGGAGUCGUCCGAAGGUACGAGAAAGUCGCAUCUGAGCGCCAAAUCCUCGGUUCAGGUCAAUCAGGCGGUCGACGACAUGAAGGGUGGAUGGGAGUUUGAACUCGAAGAACCGACAGCGACUUGCGUCCCUGUGCUCCCGGAGAGUCUGGAGACCAUCACGAAGGCCGAGAGCCUUCCCAGUCAGAGGCAUCGCUGGAACACGAAUGAGGAGAUCGCAUCGAUCCUCAUCAGCUUCGAAAAGCACGAAACAUGGCUAACGAAAGAAGUUCAAAUUCGACCUCACAGCGGCUCGAUGCUCCUCUACAGCCGAAAGCGCGUCCGGUAUCGAAGAGAUGGCUACUGCUGGAAGAAGCGGAAGGACGGGAAGACGACGCGCGAAGAUCACAUGAAGCUGAAGGUCCAAGGAACGGAGUGUAUCUACGGAUGUUAUGUGCAUUCGGCCAUUCUUCCCACUUUCCACCGGCGCUGCUACUGGCUCCUCCAGAACCCGGAUAUCGUUCUGGUUCACUAUCUGAACGUCCCGUUCUCCGACGACAGCAAAAUGCUGACUGCCCCGACCCUGUCGUGCUGCGCCGACGCAAAAGAAUGGACGAAGGAGGAACUUAUGGCACAGCUGAAGCCAAUGUGUAAGUACGCAGAUAUCGAUCAUGAAGACAUUCGUUCGGUGAAAAAAGUCACCUCCUUGAAUACUGUCGAGUCCAUCGUUUGUCAACUGCUGGAAAAACAAAAGGAGAAGGUCAGCUCCCCGGACAAGGGUCCCGACUGCCCCUGCGACUCCACAACAAAACCAUCCACGCCAAAAUCGAAUAUCACCAGUCAUCAGCCGAGCAUUGUUUCUGUGCACACGCCACGCAGCGAAGCAUCGAUCCUACAGAUAACGACCCAGACAACCCCGAUGAGUCCGGGGAGUACUCAGUCCAUCACCGUCGUGAACGCCUCUAAUGCAUUCUCGCAGCAGAGUAUCACAGCAAAGAAGAUCGCGACGGGUCAUCCGGUGCACCGCAUCAUAUCCCCAAAAAAUUUGACCUCGUCGACUAUUGUCUCCGCCCUCCCAGCGAAUCCAGUGACGUCAUCGACCGCAGUAAAAACCGACAAUAGGCUGAUGAGCGGGCCGACCGUGAGCAAUACGACAUCUAACACGACGACCUCCAUCGUUCCGUCUCAAAUACCGAUCGUUUCCUCGGCCCCGACGAUGCCGACACCUCCGAGACCGGCCAGCGUUCUUCUGGCUCCGUGCAGACCUCUGAACGGCGAUACGAGUCGACCGAGCUUCAUUUUGAACCUUUCGCAACUCCGGGGUGGUGGGGGCCUAUUGAUCCUGAACGGGCCUGCGAACGCUUCGAAUGGCCUCGCGGGCGCCUCGGUCACUCCUUUAACACUUGUCUGUGGGACGAACGGCCCCAGUCCAACGUCUACGGUCCCCACGCCUGCCACAUCGGCUCCCAUCGCUAUGACAGAAGGAACUCUGACACGCGUCGCAGUUCAAUCAAGUGCCAAUGGACAAACGAUUUCGAUUCCGAGCCCCCCGGCCUAUCCGGUCAGCGGGAUCUCACCGGUGGGAACCAGUACCGCUCCGGUGCCUGCCGGACCCAUUCAACGCGUCCCCGAAUCGACUGUCCCGUGUUCCGUGUCAUCUUCUGUACCUGAUUAUUUUGCCAUCUCGCCAAGGCUCAUUCAAGUCAAGAGCGAAAACCCGAUACAUGUGAAGGCCGAGACCCCCGACUCGGCGUCACCCGUCGUCGAGGCCAAGCCCAGCCCUCCGGAUGAGGAUAUGCACAUGGAUGACCUUCUGCCGAUGUGUGAGACGAAUCGUUCAAACAGUCCCCCAUUCCCAAAUCUCACGCCCACAUCGCUCCAGCUGCCAACAGGUCCGUUGGAUAUCAGCGACAUCUUCAACACCCAAGUACAAAACGGCGAUUUCUGCGGUCCCAAGGAUGACUUCAUGACGGAUUUCGGUGGCCCAUCCGUUUCGUCCUCAGACAAUACGCACACUAUGCUGAAGACGGACUUGAAAACCGAGCCGCUCGAUUUCGCGGAUGUGCCCACCACUAGUUUGGCACAAGACCUCUCGCACAGCUCCGCGCACAUGGCUGGGUCAAUCGGCGAUGGGACUGUUAGCGAUUUCAACACCAUGGAUUUCAUCGAGCACAACAUCGGCGGGAGCGAAGAAGAUGGAUUCAACAUCGAGACCUUCGACAUGCUCGGGAGCGUGGCUACGUGGGAGGAUCUUAACGACAUCAAUGCUCUCACGACCUCGCAGAUUCCACCCCCUGCACUACCCUCGUCGAAACAGCAAAACUCUAUGUCAGCUGGCAGCUCGCCUCUAUCAUCCGAUACGUCGGCUUCGUUGAUGAUGCCGCCACCUCUGGCUUUACCUCCUCCGGCUUCCGACCUCUUAACGACGAUGAAUUGUGAUUCGAUACACAGAACAUCACCGACCGACUUCAGUGCUAAGAUGUUGUGCAUCAAGAUUGUGGAUUAUUCUCCCGACUGGGCCUACACUCCUGGUGGUGUCAAAGUUCUCAUUGCCGGUGACUGGACGCAAUCGGUCAGUCACUUCUCAAUCCUUUUCGACGGCAUGAGCGUUCCGACCACUUUGGUGCAGAACGGACUCCUCUGCUGCUGCUGCCCGUCGCACGAGCCUGGAUUGGUAUCACUCCAGGUCGCAGUCGACGGAUUUGUGAUCUCCGACACCGUUAAAUUCGAGUACCGAGCUGGGGAAAGAGCUGCGAAUCGUGCAAGCGCCCCUACGGAUAGUGUGGAAUCCAACGAUGUCAAGAAAACAAGAAGUUGUUUCGACGUUGAGGAAUCCGCUUUGAAAUACUCACUCAUGGAGAGACUUGAAUCCAUCGAAGCGAGACUCGCGAUAUCUACCGAAUGCGAAAGUCCGCGGAGCCUUCUCGCCAAAGCUCUCGCGGCGGGAUCGUGGAAUUUCGAACAGCGGAUGGUUUCCGUGUGCUCAGGCUUGAUGGUGUCACCGAGCCCCCCAACAGCCGCAGCAGCGCCGGUGAAAGUCACUGACUCGGAACAAAUGUCUCUCUUGCACCUGUCGGCAGCCCUCGGGUACACAAAACUGAUCUCGGUUCUAUUGCGAUGGCGCGAAGAGAAUCCGUCGCCCCUAAUUGAAAGCGAAGUGGACGCAUUGAAUCGAGAUUUCUAUGAGAAUACGCCUCUGCACUGGGCUUGCGCUAAGGGACACAGAAAAUCCAUUCAACAAUUGCUUUCAUGGAACCCUGCUGCGGCCAAAGUUUUCAACUUGGAAGGAGACAGGCCUGGGGAUUGCGCUCGAAACCACGAGAGCCAAGGCACUUCGAAGCAGUCCGUACAGAUCUUCGAUUCGAAGUCGAGACGUGCCGCGAAACGUCCAUCCGCGACACCGCUGCGAGCUCUCCUGAGUCUUUCGCUGAAAUCACCUGGCGACCAUGGAUUGUGCGAAGCGGACAAGAACGCUCCGGGAAGUGACUCCAACGGCGAUGUCGUCGAUUCAUCAUCGAAGAGUCCAAUCGUAGACGUGGUGAGCAUUUCGGAAGACGAAGAGGUUGACGAUACGGCUGCUGUUAGUCCGAUCGGACCCACUUCAUCCAACCGUGAACUGCUUGACGUCAAAGGUCUGAGCUCAAAACAACAACGCGUCUUCAACAUAUGCCUUUAUGCAGAUGAAGAAGAGAGAAUUUUGAAUUUGGCCCAGCAAAUUAUAGCUGCUCUUCCCGAGCGCAUCAAAAGUCACGUCCAGGAUUACGAAGAUGAAGAUCAGAGGACGUGUUGCAAUUCUCCCAUUCGACUAGAUUCCCCCAUUGAUCCCAGAGAGGAAGAGCUCCUCGUCGAGGAGUUCGAGGCGUCGUUGGAAGAAUCGACGUCUAGUCUUUUCUCGGACAACUUGCAGUUCGACUUGACCGAACAAAAUUACCGACUCACCGAUGAUGACCCCACCACCUCAUUACCUUCGUCGUCGACUUGCCCUCGGUCACCGGCGUCCGACGAAAUAGUGGAGCACGAUUUCUCGAAGUUGAACCUAUCCGAUGCUGAGCAACGGGAGUUGUAUGAAGCCGCGAUAACAAUCCAGAAGGCAUUCCGAUCUUACAAAGAUCGGAAAAUAUCCGAGCACCAAGAAGCGGAUCACAAAGAACGCGAAGCGGCCGUCCUCAUCCAGAACUAUUAUAGACGCUACAAGCAAUACUUGUACCACAAGAGCAAGAGCAGCGCCGGAUAUUUCGAUGUCCCUUUCUCUCCGGACUCGGGAUUUCCCGACGCGGAAACGAGCAAGCGCUUGAAAAUCGACACGAAAGAAACAUCGCUGAGCUCUACAGUUGAGCAUGACCUCGACCGAAUUUUCGGCAGCUCAGCGUCAACGAGUUCGAAUAUCCAAGAGACUCCGAGCACUUCGGGAGUGAAGAAACAACCUCCGACUCAGAAGAAGGAGACCCAGGCAGCCAAAAAAAUACGCGAAUUCCUCAGAAAGAAGUCCCAGAACGGGAUGGCUACGCGGAGUUCGUGGAACCAUAAACCCGGGAAAGAGGAACGGGCUACGUCAGCCGCUCCGAAACGUCAAGAGCGAAGUACGCCAAUGGCUGGUGCCAGCCGGACACAUAUGAAAGUUUACGGUGGUCUUCGAAGCUCGAAGUCUCAGAAAGGAUCUCGACGCUCUGGCGCAAUCUGA